Phyllostomus discolor (pale spear-nosed bat) is the source of this 1737-nucleotide messenger RNA. RefSeq names its product transmembrane protein 183A (gene TMEM183A). The record is from RefSeq and is a predicted model, not a curated record. The transcript is spliced from 8 exons. Gene Ontology annotation, cellular component: SCF ubiquitin ligase complex. NCBI's taxonomy places the organism in Eukaryota, Metazoa, Chordata, Mammalia, Chiroptera, Phyllostomidae. Bases 97 to 1224 code for a protein of 375 amino acids. Gene Ontology annotation, molecular function: protein binding. Gene Ontology annotation, biological process: regulation of protein stability.
GAGUCAUCGCGAGAAGUGCGGGCUGCGGGGCGGGAUGGCCACGGAGCCGGACGGAGCUGACCCGCGGCUCCUGGAGCCGGCCUUGGAGCCCGAGACAUGGCCCGGGGUCCCGGCCCUCUAGGCCGGCCUCGCCCCGACACGGCCGCCAUGCCCAAGCGAGGGAAGCGACUCAAGUUCCGGGCCCACGACGCCUGCUCUGGUCGAGUGACCGUGGCGGACUAUGCCAACUCGGACCCUGCCGUCGUGAGGUCUGGGCGGGUCAAGAAAGCCGUCGCCAACGCCAUUCAGCAGGAAGUAAAAUCUCUUUGUGGCUUGGAAGCCUCUCAGGUUCCUGCGGUGGAAGCUCUUUCUGGGGCUGGUGAGCCCUGUGACAUCACCGACAGCAGUGAUGAGAUGGACACCCCAGAGGAGAGCGUCCAGGAGAGGACCGUCUCCAGGAAAAAGAAAUCCAAGAGGCACAGAGAAGACCUGGAUGGGGCUGGAGAAGAGUACCCCAUGGAUAUUUGGCUGCUGCUGGCCUCCUAUAUCCGCCCUGAGGACAUUGUGAAUUUCUCCCUGAUCUGUAAGAAUGCCUGGACUGUCACUUGCACUGCUGCCUUUUGGACCAGGUUGUACCGAAGGCACUACACGCUGGACGCCUCCCUGCCUCUGCGCCUGCGCCCCGAGUCCAUGGAGAAGCUGCGCUGCCUCCGGGCGUGCGUGAUCCGGUCUCUGUACCACAUGUACGAGCCCUUCGCUGCCCGAGUCUCCAGAAACCCAGCCAUUCCGGAGAGCACGCCCAGCACCUUGAGGAAUUCCAAAUGCUUACUUUUCUGGUGCAGGAAGAUUGUUGGGAACAGACAGGAGCCAAUGUGGGAAUUCAACUUCAAGUUCAAAAAGCAGCCCCCCAGAUUGAAGAGCAAGUGCGUUGGGGUGCUGCAGCCUCCCGUUCAGUACGAAGACGUUCACACCAACCCCGACCAGGACUGCUGCCUCCUGCAGGUCACCACCCUCAAUUUCAUCUUCAUUCCCAUCGUCAUGGGCAUGAUAUUCACUCUGUUUACGGUCAAUGUGAGCACGGACAUGCGGCAUCACCGAGUGCGACUGGUGUUCCAAGACUCUCCGGUCCACGGCGGCCGGAAGCUGCGCAGUGAGCAGGGCGUGCAGGUCGUGCUGGACCCCGUGCACAGCGUCCGACUCUUUGACUGGUGGCACCCUCAGUACCCGUUCUCCCUGCGGGCGUAGUCGCCCCGCCCCGCCCCGCCCCGCCCCGCGGCAGGCUGGGCUCGGGGCCCCAGGGCCGUCACGAGUCCCGGUGGACGGGGCUCCGGAUGGUUCAUCUGCUUAGUGACGCACGUGCUCCUGUUGGGGACGGGGGCGGGGUGGACCUCGUGUUCUCUGAGCAAGACGGGAGACACAGCCGUGACUUCUGAACACAUUUGAUGUAAGGGUUUCGUGCAAAAGGAGAAACCAGGCCCUAUUUUCUGUGUAAAACCCCAUUCGGUGCUAUUGAGCUGGUUCUUUGUUCUUUUACCCCAAUGGUCGUGCUCUGGGGAGAAGGUAGACUCUUGACUCUCCGGUCGUCGAGGACACCUGGGCGUCCCCGUGGGCCCGGGGAGCCCCAGGGGAACCCCAGGGGCACAGGGCGGUGGCUGCGGUUGCGUCCAGUUUAGCUGCCUCUCAAAUCCAAGCGAAUAUUCCCGCCCUCUCCCCUUCUCCAGAAAUAAAGCAGGUGACAGGGUUUUCAGAAUCUGGUAA